AUGUACUCAAAUACUCCAUAUUCUCAGAAUAAUAGAAAUGGGUCUUCACUGUCAGAAGAGGAGUUUGAUAACUUCAAUUUUAGAGAUUUAAAUGAAAGCUCCCCAUUAACAAAAUCAUCAAGAAAAAACAACCAAAACCAUUCAUCAAGUUCAUUACCUACUUUACCCCCAAAACCUUUGCAUAUGCAACCAGAAUAUCUUCAACAAGAACGAGAAAAACAACAACGACAGAAACAACAAUAUUCAAGAUCUGCUGCAAAUAAAUCUAACAACCAACAAUAUCCAUAUUCAAGUGAUCAGCAAAAUAAUCUCAAGAAAAUGCCUUCAACUCAUGUAACAGAAUAUGAAUUAACAAAUUUCGCUACCAGAGAUUUACCCCCAAUACCCCCAGAAAGCAACAGCAGAAACUAUAAUAGCCAUAAUGAUAAUAGAGGGAGUACCAUGACUUUUGCUUCAAAUCCGUUUACAGAUAUGAAUUAUAUUUCCCGUAAUUAUGAUAAUGUCGAUUUACCACCAUCCCCUCCAAGUUCAGAUCCAUUCAAAACAGAAGAAAUGCCUUCAGAUGAUGACUUCCAUUCUGACGAUCUAAAAAACAAGAUGAAGAAAAAUGAAAAGAAUAGAAUCCGUACAUUAAGAAGAAAACCACGGUUCCAUUAUACUAGAUUACCCUAUUUCACAAUAGUGAUAUCAGUUAUACAGAUUAUAGUAUUCAUUGUCGAACUUGCAAAAAUGUCCCAGCUAACAGGUUCAGCUUUCCAAACCAAACCUUAUUUCAAUCCCAUGUUGGGCCCGCUGACAUAUUUAUUAAUCUAUAUGGGAGCUAGAUAUGUUCCUUGUAUGCACCAAAUUAAAGGUAUAACAGACGAUACAUCAAUAAUGUUUCCUUGUGCAAACUCCACUACAGAAAGUACAUUUGUAUGUCCUUUGAAUGAAUUAUGUGGCUUAUCUGGUAUUCCUCAAGACGGUGACGCGUGGUUACCCAAUCAAUGGUAUAGAAUUUUCAUUCCAAUUUUCUUACAUGCUGGUUUCUUACACAUAAUUUUUAAUUUAUUAUUACAGGUUACAAUGGGUGCCUCUAUUGAAAGAAAUAUUGGUAUUUUGAAAUACGCCAUAAUCUAUAUUGUAAGUGGAAUUGGUGGAUUCUUAUUAGGAGCAAAUUUUACUCCACAAGGAAUUGCUUCUACUGGUGCGCUGGGUGCAUUGUUUGGAAUUGUUGCUACAAAUAUCAUCCUUUUCAUCUACACAGGAAGAAAAAACACCAACAUGUAUGGUACAAAACAUUAUGCUUUGUUUAUCUGCAUCAUGAUUGCUGAAAUUGUCAUCACAUUUGUUCUUGGUUUAUUACCAGGCUUGGAUAAUUUUAGUCAUUUGGGUGGAUUUGCUAUGGGUAUUUUGACAUCUAUUUUGUUAUUGAAGGAUCCAUUCUGGGUUUUCAAAGAUGGUAUUAUAACAUAUCCGAAAAACCCAAGCACAUGGCAACAAUUUAAAAACAACUGGAAUCCAUUAUUUGCUAUUGAAGAUAAAAUAAAGAAUAGAUUCAUAAUCUGGUGUCAUGUUAGAAUUGCUGCGUUGCUGCUAAUCAUUGUCUAUUACGCCUUGCUUUGUAAGAAUUUCUUCAACGCUAACUUAAAUCAAGGAAACAGAUGUAGCUGGUGUCGAUAUUUUAAUUGUAUCCCAGUCAAAGGAUGGUGUGAUAUUGGUAAUGUAAGUGUUACUACGCAAACUACUUCAAAUACCGAUUCGGCAAGUGCUACUCCUACUCCAAGCCAAACUACAGUUUCAACAAAUAUUUAUUCCACAGCCAUUUACACAACCACAUUACCUACAAGUGUUGAAAAUUCGGGAAGUUCAUCCUCCUCAUCGAAUAGUAAUUCACAAAGUGAAGGUACUAACGGUGGGUUAAAAAGAAGAUUUGCAGAAAGUUUUUCAAUCAAUGCUAAAAGAGACGUCGAUGUUUCUCUGCAAUAUGGUAUUGGUAGUGGGUUGUAUUUAGUUUUAUUCUUUUUCACUAUUUCAUUUUUGAAAAAGAAAAAGAUUAUAUAA
Messenger RNA from Candida tropicalis MYA-3404, 2043 nucleotides. RefSeq names its product Rbd1p (gene RBD1). The transcript has a single exon. Bases 1 to 2043 code for a protein of 680 amino acids. Gene Ontology annotation, molecular function: serine-type endopeptidase activity. Lineage: Eukaryota; Fungi; Ascomycota; Pichiomycetes; Serinales; Debaryomycetaceae. The record is from RefSeq and is a predicted model, not a curated record. Gene Ontology annotation, biological process: proteolysis. Gene Ontology annotation, cellular component: membrane.